UGUUCCUCUUUAAUAUGUUCAUGUUUGGAGCGACAAUCAGACGAGUUUGGAUUCUACGCAAAAGCACAGAGUUUGGGCAGAAUAACCAUGACAGAGCCAAGAAAGACAUUUGUACCCUGCUGGGAGUCAUGACUCUGCUCGGCAUUACCUGGGGCCUGGUCUUCUUCUCUUUUGGCUACCUGACCACUGUUGGCCUCUACCUCUUCUGCAUCCUGAACUCAUUUCAAGGUUUCUUCAUCUUCCUGUGGUUUAUGAUGUCACUGAGAAAAGCUAAAACCUCAGUUACUAAGACAAGCAGUGAAACACGUAGCACCAGCACCUAGCUUACACACAACUACCAACAACCCAAGAAGUGCCU
This is a messenger RNA of Oreochromis niloticus (Nile tilapia), 358 nucleotides long. RefSeq names its product adhesion G-protein coupled receptor G5-like. The record is from RefSeq and is a predicted model, not a curated record. NCBI's taxonomy places the organism in Eukaryota, Metazoa, Chordata, Actinopteri, Cichliformes, Cichlidae. The transcript is spliced from 3 exons. Gene Ontology annotation, biological process: adenylate cyclase-activating G protein-coupled receptor signaling pathway. The coding region runs from base 15 to 323 and encodes 102 amino acids. Gene Ontology annotation, molecular function: G protein-coupled receptor activity. Gene Ontology annotation, cellular component: plasma membrane.